AUGUUGCAAACGAUAUCAGUUUUCAUUUUUCUUUUUAUUUACAUUACAAUCGACGCAGUUCCCCCAGAAGCUUGCUUUGCAAAAUUCAGAUGGGACGACUGCGGUAGAGCGCCUAAACGGGUUCUAUACUACUGGAAGCCUGGCUCUCGAUGUGAAGUGGGGACGUGGAGGGGAUGCCUUCCCAACUUAAACAUGUUCCAGGAUGAAUAUGAGUGUGUUUCCACCUGCAUAUUCACCGCAAGAGCUCAAGCACCAGAUUACCACGCAAUUAUAGAGACUGAAGAUGAAAACAUAACAUCAAUUAGUGACAUUGUUACUACUUCUGCAGAUGAUAAUCAAACCACUGUUGAGGUGACAACCGUAGAAACGAAUACUACAACCGCUGAAGCUGGUAAUACGGAUGUUACCGAAACAACAACUGUUGCAAAUGGCACUGCAGAAGAGGUUAGCAAUGAACCAUCUUCGACUGAUGAUAAUGCAACAUCAACUAAUAGCACAAGCGAAUAACUUGAAAAACAUAACUUAAAUUUAGAGUAAAAAGAUCUAGAUAAAGGCAUACAUAACAGUACUUUUAACAUUAGUAAAGGUAAAAGGAGAUUGAGAUUCGAUGUCGCUUUUAAAGUCGAUCGUGGAUUAAGAUUUUUAAAUAACCUAACUUCUAUAAACAAGUCGCCUUAGCCUUGUAUCGAUGCAAUAAUGAAUCUAUAUAUUUAAGCAAUGAAACACAUAUAUCCAAACGAGAUGUUGCCAAAUAACUACUGAUCAUGAAUGCUAAAAUCUAAACCCAAGAAGCCGAGAGGAAAAGAGAAAAAGUACGUUGAGUAUUGGAUGAUUGCAUGAUAAAAUUCAAUCAUAGGAUUAAAGCCACCUGAUUCUAAUGUUAGUAAAUACCUAUGUAAACUGUAUUUCUAACACCUAAGAUGUUUAUUGCUACCAAUCAAUAAUAUGCAGAGUCGAUAACGUAGCGUAAACGGCAGGAUAUACGAUAAAACUGAUCGUGUGUUGGUCGCGAUAUGCAUGACAUCAUGUAGAACGCGAGUAACACACGAUCAGUUUUAUCGGAUGUGCUGCCGUUAGCGCUGCAGGCACGUGGACUUAUUGGAUGGUGAAAGCUAGCAUUAGCAUUAAGUUUUUUGCUUGAGUAAAUAAGUGCGUGUUGCCAGUGAUGACCUAUGGUUCCGAGACUUGGUCGUUAACUAUGGGCCUGAUAAGAAGGCUCAGAGUCACACAGCGGGCCAUGGAACGAGCUAUGUUAGGAGUAUCUUUGUGUGAUCGAGUCAGAAAUUAGGAGAUCCGCAGAAGAACCAAAGUCACUGACAUAGCUCAGCGGGUCGCAAAGCUGAAGUGGCAAUGGGCGAGGCCCAUAGUUUUAAGAGCCGAUGGACGUUGGGGUCCCAAGGUGUUGGAAUCGACCUCGUACUAAAGGGCGCAUUGACCCCUCAACAGGUGGACUGACGACAUGAAGCGAGUUGCAGGGAUUCACUGGAUGCAGGCGGCUCUGGACCGUGAUAUUUGGAAUUCUCUACAAAAGGCCUAUGUCUUGCAGUGGAUGUCCAUCGGGUGAUAUGACGAAGUGAUGUCGAAUGGCUGUAAAACAUUGUUUCUUUGUUAACCUAUAAUAUACAUAACACAUAGUUGUUACGUUGUAAUUAGAUGAAACUAUAAAGAAUAUAAAAAUGCUAAAGCUAGAUGUACUAGUGUUGUAAUAAAUUCACAAUAAAUAUCGUGCAUUGUGUACAAGAUAGAUUAAUUUAGCCGUUCGACGCUAUCUCGAACAGGCGUGCAAGAUUUAUGCGUGUAGCCGAACGGCCGCCAUAUUGAAAAAUAUAGCCAGGUUGCCUACUACGAUAACUUAUAUAAUAUGACAAAUUAUUAAACAGAACAUAUUGACCAACUAAAAGCCUAUGGUCGUGAUACAUUAAGCGUAACUAAUUUUCUCAUUUUUCCAUUUUUGUAUCACUUAAGAGCGAAGUAUUUUCAUUAUCAGUACUCGUAAUAGGUUUUUUUUAUUCUCAACGAGUUAGUUAGCCCUUGACUACAAUCUCACCUCAUGGUAAGUGAUGAUGCAAUCUAAGAUGGAAGCAGGUUAAGUUGUUAGGAGUAUGAUGAAAUUCACACUCCUUUCGGUUUCUACACGACAUCGUACCGGAACGCUAAAUCGCUUGGCCACGUAGUAGUCUCCAAAUAGGUAUAGUAAUUUAUAGUGGAAGUGAUUUACUUUACCAUUUCUGAUAGUAUUAUAUAGAUUGGUUUACUUAAAAAGUUAAAAAUUUCCGCGAGUUGGGCAAAGUAUGUAAUCAUCUAAUUUUAAGAUUGCAGCCUAAAAAACAUUUUGGCGA
Messenger RNA from Bicyclus anynana (squinting bush brown), 2339 nucleotides. RefSeq lists its product as uncharacterized. The record is from RefSeq and is a predicted model, not a curated record. Gene Ontology annotation, molecular function: serine-type endopeptidase inhibitor activity. NCBI's taxonomy places the organism in Eukaryota, Metazoa, Arthropoda, Insecta, Lepidoptera, Nymphalidae. Bases 1 to 507 code for a protein of 168 amino acids. The transcript has 2 exons.